CUCUCACGGACUUGCAUAUGUUCGCCGUCCUCGGGGAAAGUGAACAGGAAAAAAAACUUGUAGUGAUGUGAGAGGUCACAAAAAAGUGGCCUCCUUUUUAUACGGAUCAGACAUGGGGUGAGAUCAUGGAUACGUUUUAAAACUGAAAAAGACUCCGCUCAUCAUGCUUGGAUGUGAUUGUUCAAAAGGAGACAAACCUUCUAGCACUUUUUCCAAUGCAUUAAUAAUCGACGCAGAAAAAAAAAGAAACUUGGAUCCACUACAACAAUAAUUAAACUACGCGAAAAAACGAUGAGUAACCCAAAAUGCCUCCAAACUCCGUCCGUUCUUCUUCCCAAUUUCAAAGAUGACUUUGACAAAGAAGAUGUUAUUCAUCAAGAACCGCGGGUGGCCGCGGAAACGCAUGAUGCAUCUGCACCAUCGUCUCCUUUCCAUUUGGUCAUCGAACGUUACAUGUUCUUUCUAGGUUUUCUCUGUCCUCUGGCUUGGUUUAUUGGUAGCAGCAAUCUAGUGGGAUCUCAGUCGCCUUUGGAAAGUUAUCUUUGGAAGAAACGGUGUCGUAUUGCCGCUACCCUGUGUUUAACGGCGGUCAUUGUAAUUGUUGCCGUAGUAAUGGUAGUAAAACCAUCAACCUUUGGUUUACGAACCAGUAACUCCUCCAGUGCACAAACUGUUUCAUCGUCCAAAGACGCUGUGCGUCCCGGUGUGCCCGUCAAUGGGUCUAAUACAUGGGGGGACGCCGUGGCCGGAGUCACGAUCAAUUCAAUCUCCGGUCCACCCGAUUUGCCUUCUUCCUGAACCCACUGGUUUUUUUCCGGAGAAAUAGUUUUAGCGUCUUUUGGCCAGUUUUCCCUUUCUUUUCCUCUUUUUGAAAUUUCCCCAACACAGACCCAGUCAUAUUGCAUACCUUAUUUUUUUGACAAUACACACCACAGUUCCACAGGGAGACUACACAAAAAAAAAAAAAAAA
This is a messenger RNA of Radiomyces spectabilis, 970 nucleotides long. RefSeq lists its product as uncharacterized. The coding region runs from base 292 to 798 and encodes 168 amino acids. Lineage: Eukaryota; Fungi; Mucoromycota; Mucoromycetes; Mucorales; Radiomycetaceae. The record is from RefSeq and is a predicted model, not a curated record. The transcript is spliced from 2 exons.